GCAGGAACAGUACGCAAGAAAAAAAAAGGAGGAGGGGUGUGCUUAAAUCGCAAUAGCAAGGUCGUCUUCUGCGUGCUCGUAACAUGCGUUCACCAGGCUUAUCCUCCAAGACGUCCGAGAAAGAGUCGCUAAGCAGAACAAUGACACUAGGAAAGCUGAGCCUGCUGCUGAUACUUCUCAUAGCUUUCCGAGAAAUCGCGUACUCUACGCAGAAAGCUUUGAGCAAAGGCUCAGGUUGUUGCCACGAGUAAUGCGGGACGUGAGCACCAUAGAUACAGAAUGCACGCUGCUGGGACAACGUCUUUCCAUGCCGGUUGGAAUAUCGCCCACGGCUCUCCAAAAGAUGGCGCAUCCUGACGGAGAAUCAGCGACAGCACGAGCUGCCGCAAACGCUGGAACCGUUAUGGUAUUGAGUGCGCUCAGCACCACCUCCAUGGAAGACGUGGCAUCCGCAGCGCCAGGGGGCGUCCGCUGGCUCCAGAUGGAAGUCGUGAAAGACCGCUCCGUGACCAUUGACUUCUUAACUCGAGCAGAGAGGAUCGGCUAUGGAGCCAUUGUCCUCACUGUCGACAUGCCUGUGUUUGGACUUCGUGUGUCGACUGUCAAAAACCGUAUGACUUACCCCGAGCACCUCUGCUUAGCGAACUUCGAGGGAACUAAUUACAGUCAUAUUAAAGACCUGAAAGAAUCUUGCCUGGAACAACUGCGGCAGUCAUUCGACAGGUCGCUUACAUGGGAUGCGCUGGCCUGGAUAAAAAGCGUCACAAAACUUCCUGUGGUCGUCAAAGGAAUUCUCACCGCGGAAGAUGCUUGUGAAGCUGUAAAUCACGGGGCCUCCGCGAUAUUGGUUUCAAAUCAUGGUGGCCGCCAGCUCGACGGUGUGCCUGCAACGAUCGAGGUACUUGCCACCAUUGUGCGCGCUGUCCGAGGCCGCUGCGAGGUCUACCUGGACGGCGGAGUGCGUAGGGGCACUGACGUCAUCAAGGCGCUGGCGCUGGGUGCUCGUGCAGUCUUCAUCGGCAGACCCAUCAUUUGGGGUCUCGCUUACGAUGGCGAAAAUGGAGUCAGAAGAGUGUUGAACAUCUUCAGAACGGAGCUUGAGCGAGCACUCGCACUAAUGGGAUGUGCCUCUCUCAGCGACAUUAAACCAGGCAUGGUGAUCUCCCACGACAGUUUGAAGAAUCGACUGAACACUGAGCAGGCGUCUCCAAGAAUGCACGAGCUCUGAAAAACCACUGAACAAUUCCUGAUUGUCUGUCACAUUUAGGCAGCGCGGACCGAAGACGAUGAGCACCACGUUUUCUUUUGUUUUUGUUUUUAUGUUCAAACAAGGUAACAUUUACCUCACAAUAACAUGGUUUUAGCGCAUAAUGUUUUACAUGUUUUUUUUUUGUAUAUUCGGCUUUUUCUUUAGGCCUGACUUUUCCUGGUACUUGUGAUAAUCUAUGAGUAUCAAGAAGCAUGUGACUCUGUAUUCUAUUUCUGUCAGCCCAUUCUGUAUUUGUUU
Molecule: messenger RNA, 1507 nt
Organism: Rhipicephalus sanguineus (brown dog tick)
Lineage: Eukaryota; Metazoa; Arthropoda; Arachnida; Ixodida; Ixodidae
Exons: 9
Coding region: 251-1228 (325 amino acids)
Molecular function (GO): FMN binding; oxidoreductase activity
Source: RefSeq, a predicted model, not a curated record